Molecule: messenger RNA, 807 nt
Organism: Adineta ricciae
Lineage: Eukaryota; Metazoa; Rotifera; Eurotatoria; Adinetida; Adinetidae
Source: the annotation of a GenBank genome assembly
AUGAUGAUGAUGAUGAUGAUUACGACAAAAGUUCUUACUUCAUUUACAAGAUCAUCUCAGCUUCCAUGUGUUCGAUGUCUUUCAUUAUCGGCUACGAAUUAUGCUCGACAACGUUCAUAUCAUCGUCGAGAUAAGAAAGGUUUUCAUAAUCGUGAAGACGUGAAUUACGAUGUUCCUUACCUACCGAAACAAUCCAACUUUCGUGAUCGUUUUCGUUAUACCGCAUUAGAAGAAGUCAAAUUAGAACAAGGUACACGGCAGUCUUUAGUCGAGCCAAUGAUUGAUCAAACAAAGCCGCCACACAAAUUCCACGUUGUUACGAAAAUCAAAUCCACUUAUGGCGAAACCAUGUAUGUGAAAGAAGCACUUGAAAAACUCGGUUUUAUCAGUUAUGGACAGAGACAAUGGGAUGUUUUGACAGUCAUUGUAAAAAACGUUCCAUCAGUAAAUAAACAUCUUUAUAUAUGCAAGCAUAUGUUACAAAUAAAACCAUUGACCUUUGUUGAUGGUGUGCCAUCUCUCGAUGAUGUUGGAUCAACAAAAUUAUUUCCACAUAAUGGACACAUCACUAUCGGAGAUCAUUUUCAUAUCAAUGAAGGAAACAUUUCUCUUGAUGAGAAUGAUAAAUGGCCAGUCGACAUGAAUCAUAUUGUUGCUCGAUUGCAUGCCGAUCAAAAUGCCAACCGUCUACACGCAGAGUACUUUCCCACGAAAUAUGAUUGGUUCUUCGGUCAAGAUAUACCUGGUGUGAAAUUAAUACAGCCGGUCAAUCCAGAAAUGAAAGAUACACACUUAGAGGAUCUAUAG